AUGAUGGCAGCAGUUACCGAGCCAGCUGAUGCUCUUGUCAGCCCUCAAGGAAAUGAAGAGAUGGACUCUCUGAUUGUACUGCAUUAUAAUUACACAGGAAAGCUUAUUUUAAGGGAAAAGGCAACGGAUAACGUAGACCUGCCCACUGUCGCAUUUCUGAUCCUGUGUAGUUUCAUAGUCCUGGAAAACUUGAUGGUGUUGAUUGCCAUAUGGAAAAACAAUAAAUUUCACAACCGCAUGUAUUUUUUUAUUGGCAAUCUAGCUCUCUGCGAUCUUCUAGCUGGAGUUGUUUACAAAGUAAACAUUCUUAUGUCUGGGAAGAAAACUCUGAGCUUGUCCUCCACAAUCUGGUUCAUUAGAGAGGGCAGCAUGUUUGUUGCCCUGGGAGCCUCCACUUUCAGCCUUCUAGCAAUAGCUAUUGAGCGCCAUUUGACCAUGAUUAAAAUGAGGCCUUACGAUGCGAAUAAGAAAUACAGAGUGUUCCUUCUCAUUGGUACCUGCUGGCUUAUUUCAAUUUCCUUGGGUGCUUUACCCAUCCUGGGCUGGAACUGUAUAAACAACUUACCAGAUUGCUCAACAAUUUUGCCUCUGUACUCCAAGAAAUAUGUUGUGUUCUGCAUUAGUAUCUUCAUAGCCAUUUUGGUUGCCAUUGUCAUCCUUUAUGCCCGUAUCUACAUCCUGGUAAAGUCCAGCAGUCGUAAUGUCACUAACCACAAUAACUCUGAGCGGUCCAUGGCACUCCUUAGGACUGUCGUGAUUGUUGUCAGUGUUUUCAUUGCUUGUUGGUCUCCGCUGUUCAUCCUUUUCCUCGUCGAUGUGGCCUGCAGAGUCAGGGAGUGCUCUAUCUUGUACAAAGCCAACUGGUUUAUUGCUUUGGCGGUUAUCAAUUCUGCAAUGAACCCCAUCAUCUACACUCUGGCCAGUAAGGAAAUGCGUCGGGCUUUCUUUCGCCUUGUUUGCGGCUGCCUGGUGAAAUCCAAGGUGUCCAGGUCUUUGCCUGUUCAGCCCAUGCCAGAUCACAGUCGAAGUAAAUCCAGCAGCAGCAAUGCCCAGAAGCCAAAGGAGGAUUUCCCACCAAAGAAAAUUCCCUCGUGUAUCGCUGAGAAAAAUGAAUCUUCAUUUCACAAUGGAAACAUCUGUAAGUAA
Nestor notabilis (Kea) is the source of this 1146-nucleotide messenger RNA. It is a transcript of the gene S1PR3, whose product is annotated as sphingosine-1-phosphate receptor 3. Gene Ontology annotation, molecular function: sphingosine-1-phosphate receptor activity. The transcript has a single exon. The record is from RefSeq and is a predicted model, not a curated record. The coding region runs from base 1 to 1146 and encodes 381 amino acids. NCBI's taxonomy places the organism in Eukaryota, Metazoa, Chordata, Aves, Psittaciformes, Psittacidae. Gene Ontology annotation, cellular component: membrane. Gene Ontology annotation, biological process: G protein-coupled receptor signaling pathway.